Molecule: messenger RNA, 633 nt
Organism: Hydatigera taeniaeformis
Lineage: Eukaryota; Metazoa; Platyhelminthes; Cestoda; Cyclophyllidea; Taeniidae
Source: the annotation of a GenBank genome assembly
AUGAGCUUUGAAAGGCAAGCGAGUCUCUACAUCGGUGGUGGCGGCUCCAAAGGCUUAACCGGCACAAACCAAGAGGAGAACAUGAAUGCAAACUGCGCUGAUCGGAUGAAAGAAUUUAUGAAACUUAUCUUCCUUCCUCCCUCUUGUUGUUAUGAUCUUUUAGAAGUUUGUUUGAUUUCCGGUCUUGAUGACGAUCACCGAGGCGCUCAUACAGCUCUGGCCAGAUGGAGUGACUUUCAGGUCAUGCUACAAGUCGUCAUUGUCUUCUCCUUCGGUGCUGUGCCCUUCCCUACCUAUGAAGGCGUUGUGGUGGAAAACGAACGCGAGUUUGGAUCGAUGUCUAGCCUGGUUGCCACCGUUUGUGACAAGAUUGGCGGUGUGAUGGAGGUGUGUAGUGCUACGAGGGAUGGGAGAACCUCGUCUGCCUUCACCAUCUCCAUGUUUCUCUGUCAUGCCAUUCAUCUUGGAAACGAUAGAACUUGUAAAUCGCCUGCCAAUGCAUCGUCUCGGUGUCUUCCUCACUCCAAUAUACACGCUCGUAGACGUGAGAAGCGUCUUCAGUUCCUUCUUCACUCUCACGGAUCUGUUCUGCAGCCGAGCGGAACUUCACGUUCGUUCGAGAGAGAUCAGUGA